GCAUGUUUCACUGGAAAAACAUUAUUACAUGAAUGUCUGGAGAUAAAAUUUAUCAAACGGAGCAGCAAAUUGCACAAUAUUUCAACUUUUUCAAAUUAAAAUUUUUUCCUUGUUUGCAACAAAGUAAAUAUGAAGACUCAAUACAAAAUAUUCGUGAUAGCUGUUUGGAUGUUGUCAUCGUUAUGUGCCAACACGAGCUCUCAAGUAAUUAUUAGCUGUGUGAACAUUCUCAACAACCUCAUUAAAGUCGAUUCUUUUCGCGCUAAAAUUGAUUAUACAAACUGCGUGAGUCUACACCGAGACAAACAGAUCUAUUACUUAGUGACAAGAAUUAAACCAGCCGGUGAACUGGUUCCCAACAGAUGUUCCAAGGUGAUUGUUUCGUCAGAUGGCAACAAACUCCUCCUCAGCGAAUGGACUGCAACUGCUUCCAUAUUCCCCAUCUCUGGAUACGAUUGCAUGAUGAUCAUGAAGAUGGAAUGUGACGUUCUUCAGCACUGCAAAACAAUAUGGAUGCUCAACAAAAACCCGCCAUUGAACAGCUCUCAGCCAACGAAGGAACCACUUUGUGACCUCACCAACUUGGUCGGAAACAUUACCUCAUCUGUCUUCUUCAAAGGCGUCAACAUUUGUGACGCGGCUAUCAACACUGAAAAUAGUUCGAUGUUCAUCAAAUCCUGCGAACCUCGGAGCGUUCUACUACCCACUCCGAAUGGCCGUUACGAUUGUUUGCUGAGUGUCAGAGAAAAUGGCAUCGUCGAAAAUUUUCUCGUGAAAGUGAACAAUCAAUUUCAAUUUGUGCGUUACAACCUGACGAGCAACUUGCUGGUCCUUUCAAGAUGUCCCCAGGUCUCAAGAUGUCCAUCAAAGGAGGAUGAAUGGACUCGUAACGGGCUGGUCACUUUCAAGAAACGACUCACUACUAAUCUUAACAUGGAUGAAUCGCUCUUCAUCAUAAACGUAACAUCCAAACAACAACCACCACCAGAUUUCUUGAUUGACGCGUCUGGCAACUCCACCAACAAAAACACCACACAGUUUCAACUUCCCACCACGCUCAACAGCACAAGACCACCGAAUGGCAACAACACCGCCAACCAAACUGCCUCCCAGCAGACGACAGCCUCAGCGCCAACCAUAACUUGCAAGCCCAUGUACAGACUUGAUUAUAAGACGAAACAGUGUGUCGUCAAUGUGGAACGUUUGCUGCCCGCACUCAUCAUCAGCGCCUUGAUCGUCUUGGCCGUCUCAAUUCUUUUGUUGCUGGUUAAUUUUUGCAGGUCUGAAAACAGCGCGCAAGUGCACAAGUCUGUUUCCAAGUUGUACCUGGCAAUGAACAGUAAAGAAGAGAUUUAAGAUUGAUGUUCAGUGUUGGAGGGCCCGAGUUGAAAAGCAGUUGUGGAUUUUAAUGUCGUUCGGUUGUAUUGCUGAAAGGUAGAUUCUUCAUGUAAAGCUGGCUUGUUCAUAUAUUUUAACUGAUGUACUUUAUAUUUUUGCACCAGUUUUACGCCAACCCAUGUUUACAUCAUCCACCGCUCUUCUUAAAUGCAAAAACGUCAAAUCGUCAAUCAAUAUCAUUUCAGGUGUUGUUUAUUAUGUUGUAUGCAAUGUUCACUCAAGUAAUUGACAUGGGUGAAGAGAUUUCUCCCUGGAAUUUCAUCACACAUGUCAAUUACGUUGUAGGAAGAUCAUUCAUUGGUUGUUAUUAUGUCUUCUUUUAACAUACAGUUUCAAUCAAAUCUUCUAAGUUCAUCACAUCUCAAAGAAAUGUUAAAAUAAAAUGAAAAAAAUAUUUUUGAAAAUAUU
Helobdella robusta is the source of this 1806-nucleotide messenger RNA. RefSeq lists its product as hypothetical. Bases 130 to 1356 code for a protein of 408 amino acids. NCBI's taxonomy places the organism in Eukaryota, Metazoa, Annelida, Clitellata, Rhynchobdellida, Glossiphoniidae. The transcript is spliced from 7 exons. The record is from RefSeq and is a predicted model, not a curated record.